Molecule: messenger RNA, 2381 nt
Organism: Papaver somniferum (opium poppy)
Lineage: Eukaryota; Viridiplantae; Streptophyta; Magnoliopsida; Ranunculales; Papaveraceae
Exons: 9
Coding region: 40-2214 (724 amino acids)
Molecular function (GO): protein binding
Source: RefSeq, a predicted model, not a curated record
CCACAAAGAUAAUACUAUUGAAUACAAUCAAAAAAUCAAAUGGGUAAGAUAGUGGAAGAGAAGCCGAAGAAGAAGAAAGGAAGACCUUCUUUAUUAGAUCUCCAAAAAAGAAAACUUCUUCAGCAACAGCAAGAACAACAAGAAUUACAGAAAAGAAACCCUAAUUUUUUUGGAAAUAUCCCCAAUUCUAAUUGUAAUAAUGGUGGUGAUGAAGAUGAUGAGGUGGACGCUAAUGGGAACAGGAAAGAAAAGAAAUUGCAAUUUGUUGUUAAAUUACAGAAUUCACAACAACAUCAAAGUCCAUUUUUGAAUACUAAUUCUCAUAAUUCGGAAUCGAAUUUAUUGUUGGAUGAUGGGAAUGGAGAGAAUCCAUAUAAGAAAAGAAAGAUCAAUGAUGUUGUUGGAGAUGGAUCUGCUCAAUUUUUUGAUCAAACGGGAGAGAGACACGAUUUCAACUUCAACUCAACAAGUAAUACUCAUCAGGCAGGAUUACCUUUGGAAUCAGGACCCACAACACCUUUACCAGACAAAAAGUUGUUGUUUGUCAUCUUGGACAGGCUUCAAAAGAAAGACACUUACAGUGUAUUCUCGGAACCUGUGGAUCCAGAAGAGCUACCAGAUUAUUUCGAGAUUAUACAGCAUCCAAUGGAUUUUGGAACUGUUAGAAAAAAGUUGGAUGUCGGGGCAUAUGCUUCAUUAGAGCAAUUCGAGAAAGAUGUCUUUUUGAUCUGUUCAAAUGCAAUGGAAUAUAAUGCACCAGAUACCAUCUACUUCCGACAGGCAAGAUCGAUAAAUGAGCUGGCAAAAAAGGAUUUUGAGAACUUAAGGCAAGAUAAUACUGGUCCUGAAGCACAACCAAGAGUAGUAAGAAGAGGUAGGCCACCAAAGCAUCUGAAAAAGCCUGAAAUCUUUUCAGAUGCAGCUCUAGCAACAGGAGUAGAUAAUAGCAUUUUCUCAAACUCGUAUAAUCUAAGGAAAGGGCCUGUAUCCAUUGCUAAUGAUACACCGGCAAAGACUCGAUAUAAGGAGGCUAGUUGGUCGACAGAGCGUAAGUGGGAUAGAAAUGACGAUUUUUCAGGUAUGACAUUCAAGGCAAUGUCAAUGAAGAUUGGAAAAAAGCAAAUCAUCCUAGAUGAAAAUCGUCGCAACACGUAUUUUCUGCAACCAGAGCCUUCAAUUUUUACCAUCAUAGAUGAUGAAGAGAAACAGUUAAUGAAUGUGGGGCUUCAUGUGGAGCGUGGGUAUGCAGAAAGCAUGGCUAAAUUUGCUGCGAAUCUUGGGCCUACUGCAUGGAAAGUAGCUGCUAAGAAGAUUUCAAGGACUCUGCCUCCAGGAACCAACUUUGGCCCUGGCUGGGUUGAAGAAAAAGAGGUUGUUCCACCACAUCUACAGAUGCCUCAGUCAACGUGUUCACCCCAACGGCCACCACCACAUCCUCAACAACAACUGUUUUCUGUGCCGCAAUUCUCACCAUCUGCUACUACUUCUCCAAUGGAAGUGAAAGGUGCUAAAUUGUUGGAUAAUCAUGAAUUUUCAGAUAGGUUGAGGUCUGAUAUGCAUCUGAUCAGAAGUUUCCCUUCGUCAUCUACUUCUGUCCCUUCUUCGAUAUUUAUGAACAAGGCACCUGAAUCAAUUAUUGAGCAUCAGAUGUCCACUGUGAAAGGACCUCAAACUGGGUACGAUUCAAUGAACAGUAGCAGCAGUUCCGGGAUUAAACAUCCUCACUUCCAGAUUCGUCAAAAUCCAGCUAAGCUUACUCCUAAUUUGAAUGGUUUUACCGGUGGGUUCGGAUAUAACCCUGCCAAUCAGGUGGCAAACCAUUGGCAAACUGGGCACUUUAGUUCGGAGGGUUCUGCACGAAUACCAGAUGUACUUUCCGGAAGCAACAACUUGGCUCAUUCAGUGGCUAUGAACCAUUUUGAAUCUGAAGAGCAUAGGUUUUUAGCACCAUCAGGGUCUGCUAGUCCAAUGAAUUUCAGUAUGUCUUUAUCUGGUACCCACCACAACGAGGCAUCAGCAGUGUCAGGAAACACUGGAAUGAUUCAAAUGCAUCCAAAUUGGAGGGGAAUAGGAUCAUCAACGUCGGCCCUACAACAACAGCAGAAACAAAUUUCUGUUCCACCAGACUUGAACGUGAUGUUCCAGUUACCGAGCUCCCCUAAUCCAAACAUACGAGGUGAUUCACCCCAGCCGGAUUUGGCAUUACAACUCUGAGGUUAGAUUAGUUCAUUUUUGAUCAAUUUUUUUCUUGUAAUGGCAGUUUUGUACAGAUUCAAUUAAAUCAUUUUUACCCUAUUUUUUAGAUAGAAUAAACGAAAAUCUCAUUUGUAACCAACAAUGACAUGGUUUUAGUUUUAAAGAGAAAAUUUUGUACAGUUACU